Molecule: messenger RNA, 1250 nt
Organism: Scaptodrosophila lebanonensis
Lineage: Eukaryota; Metazoa; Arthropoda; Insecta; Diptera; Drosophilidae
Gene: Ostgamma
Product: tumor suppressor candidate 3
Exons: 4
Coding region: 89-1081 (330 amino acids)
Cellular component (GO): oligosaccharyltransferase complex
Source: RefSeq, a predicted model, not a curated record
GCUACGCAAGAAAUAUUUUUUAUUAUAGUAUUAAUUGCUGUGAUUUGGCUUUCAAUUAGUGAAAUUGUUGACCACCUACGUUGCGAACAUGAAAUUGCUGCGCAACACUUUCCUGUAUGCGCUGCUUGUGCUCGCCGGCUGCAUGAUAUUUGCUACAGCACAGAGUAAACAGAAGAGCGGUCUCUCCCUGCCGGAAAAAGUACAAAACCUGGUGGAAAUGAACAUGAAAAAGCCAGUCUUGCGUUUGAAUGGCCAAAAAUUCCGCGAAUAUGUGAAGAACGCACCACGCAACUAUUCGAUGAUUGUUAUGCUGACGGCAAUGGCGCCGCAACGCCAGUGCCAAAUCUGUCGACAUGCUCUGGAGGAGUUCACCAUUGCCGCGAACUCUUAUCGCUUCUCGCCCAUAUACUCUAACAAGCUAUUCUUUGCGAUGGUUGACUUCGACGAUGGCUCCGAUGUAUUUCAGUUGCUGCGUCUGAACACGGCGCCGGUGUUUAUGCACUUUCCGGCCAAGGGGAAGCCAAAGGCGGCUGAUACAAUGGACAUACACCGUGUGGGCUUUGCUGCCGACGCUAUUUCUAAGUUUGUGGCGGAGCGAACGGACAUUCAGAUACGCAUAUUCCGCCCACCGAAUUAUUCAGGAACAGUGGCUAUGAUUACGUUGGUGGCCCUAGUAGGCAGCUUUUUGUACAUACGCCGGAACAAUUUGGAGUUUUUGUACAACAAGAAUCUGUGGGGAGCCAUUGCAGUGUUCUUUUGCUUCGCCAUGAUUUCGGGUCAGAUGUGGAAUCAUAUCAGAGGUCCGCCAUUGGUGCAUAAGACGCAGAAUGGCGGUGUGGCCUAUAUUCACGGCUCAUCGCAAGGCCAACUGGUGGUAGAGACAUACAUCAUUAUGUUCUUAAAUGCCAUGAUUGUGCUCGGCAUGAUAUUGCUAAUCGAGUCUGGGACGCUGAAAGGCCACAAUAAGAACCGAAUAAUGGCCAUGGCCGGUCUGGUGCUGUUAACGGUGUUCUUCUCCUUCUUGCUAUCCGUGUUUCGCUCGAAGGCGCAGGGUUAUCCUUAUAGUUUCUUGUUCAAAUAGAAUGACUGCCGUCGUCGAAGGCUCCGCCUUUUCAAGGAAGUUCAAUUCAUGUGGGCGUUAUUAUGGUUCUCUAGUUUAAAUUGAAUGCAACACCGACUUUUGUGCGUGUGUGUGUUUGUGUAGAACACCUUUAAUAAAUUCCACUACUAAAACAUUUGUACAAACACAA